Salarias fasciatus (jewelled blenny) is the source of this 2742-nucleotide messenger RNA. RefSeq names its product family with sequence similarity 174 member B (gene fam174b). The transcript is spliced from 3 exons. Lineage: Eukaryota; Metazoa; Chordata; Actinopteri; Blenniiformes; Blenniidae. The record is from RefSeq and is a predicted model, not a curated record. Bases 313 to 729 code for a protein of 138 amino acids.
CCCUGCGCUUCCGGAGGCGGAUUAUCCUCCUCAUCUCUACACCAAGUCCUCAGCCAGGCGGUCAGGAAGGAACAGCUUUGACUCGCCUCCUGGGAAAACCUUUUUUUUUUUUUUCUUUUCCAGAAGCAGAGACGGCUGCCUGACGCAGAGAAAUGGAUAUUUGCGCCUCACAUGGUCCUGACUGAGUAAAACGCAGAAACGGACACUGAUAAGCCGCUUGUGUAGAAUGUGACAGCUGCCACCGGGCAUCCAUCUCGCCGGGGGGACACCGUACAACGCUCGUUUCGCUCCUCUCUUUAUUUUUCCAGCAUCAUGGUGACACACAGGGCGAUUUUAACUUUUAUUGCGGCGGCGCUGUGGCGCGCCGGCGGCGAGCCUCUCGUAAUAACUCCUUCAUCCGCGACGCAGCUCAACUCCACAUCCUCCAUCCGGAGCCCGGGCCAGGACUCUCCGGCCGGGAAUGCGACCGAGGCCGCCGUGGGGUCCCGGAUCUCAUCCGUCAUGACGCAUCUGCCGACUCUGAAAAACAUUGUUAUUGUGGUGUGCGCGUUAACAGCCGCGCUCAUCACCUUCCUGGUCAUCAAAGUGAUCAGGUCUGGCAGACGGAUCAGGAAAACUCGGAAGUAUGAUAUAAUAACCACUCCUGCUGAGCGGGUGGAGAUGGCCCCUCUGAAUGAAGAGAACGACGACGAGGAUGACUCAACGCUGUUCGAUGUCAAGUACAGGUGAAUCCCAGCGUGGACGUCAGUGUUCGAUCGCUCCUGUUAAGCCCCCCCCCCCAUCCGGGACCACUCAAGUGAUUGAUAUUUUUUUCUCCCUCUGUUUCUGUGUUGCCAAGUCUUACCACAUCGGCGUCCCAUGCCUGUGAUCGUCAUUAUUAGCUGCUUUGCUGAUGUUUCUCAAAGAGCAUUUCUGGUUUGAUUUCUGCUCCAGUUUAAAAACGAGUUCAAACAUUUUCUGAAAAAUCACCCUUUAAUUCUUCUCUUACACUUGAGCUGUUGUAAACAUCAUGAUGGGCUGAGGAGAUUGUAAUAUUAACCAACGUCUGCUUUAAAGAAAGGUUAUUUUAACUUUCUAGUGCAGUUUCUUGAAUCUAACAUCUAUAAAUAACUACAUUGUGGCCACAACGGACUGUCAUGCAACAGACACCGAGAAGAGUCUCGUAAUAUACAGUAUCAGAUAUUUUCUAACUAAACCAAAUCUUAUAUGUACCUAGUAACCACUUUGUUGUGCAUAUAUACUGUUGGAGGCUCUCUGUCUUUAUUUUUGUACUCUGUGUGUCUGUUCACACGGUUCUGUUUUGCUGCUAUCUCAGCUGGACUUUCAAGUGUUCAAAUUUGAGGAAAAGCUUCACGAGUGUAGGUCAGGAUUAUCUUUGUAAGACGUGUCUAUAAAACAUCAACUUGCUCUGAAUUUGAAUGCUGUAAUCUUCUGUGAUCGAGGAUCAAUCACAUUCGACCAGGUGACCACAGGUUUUACUUUGCUUGAUACUUGACAGGAAUCUCAUAAUAUAAUAUCUCUCCCAGUGAUUCCCAUCAAUUGUAAAUGUGACUUUUUUUUUGAGGCUCACAAAAAAAGACAAACAACUACAAACUGCCAACAAAGUGUCUUACAUAUGAGUUUUUUUAUUGAGUAAUUGUCACAUUUUGCAAACAGAGUUUGAAAAAGCCCUAAAAGUGACUUGGUCCCUUAGUUGAAAAAGAAAGAAUUGCCCUUCAGAUUUCUGUUGUGUGUAAUCGAGUUACCAAAUCCUGAAUAUUUACCAGAGAUGUGACUGGAAACGGAGGCUGCGGGAUCAGUUAACAGCACACAGGUGCACCUCAGAAUAUUUAAUUAUCAUGAAAAUGUUUAGCAUUUUCGGGUAUUUCUGCUCUCAUGGGAGCACUGAACUCUUCCUUUGUAUUUUAAGAGUCUGUGAUGCACCUGUAGGCUGCGAUGAGGUUUCUGCAGCGUUGGAGGUGACCUUCUGUUUCAGUCCAGACUGUUAUGCGAUCGUGCUUCGUAUCCGACAGGUGCAGCUGUUUCCAAAUAACCUCCAUCCCGGGUUCAGUGAGGAAAGCAACCAAUUAAAAAGAAAGCAGAGUGAUGCAUAGAUCAGUUGUACGCAGCCGUUUCUUUCCUGGAGAAAGCAUUCAUGUGUGUUUUUGUUGUUUUGUUUGCCUAAAAUGAAAAGUAAUUGACAUAUCUGAGUAUUGAUUAAAUACACGGCUGGACUGGGGUGAGUCUGUCUGAAUGUCUGACAAAAGCAUUUAUCAAAUCUUAUGUGAAUCAUAGUUUUGAACUUAUUUUUGAUAUGAUGGUAUUUAGUAUAUCUUGAGUAGACUCUCGUCUAUUUUGUGUGUUUUUCCUGAAAACUGUAAAUGUAUGCUUGUUCCAGUAUUCUGUCAGUUUUCUUGAGUUUGUAUUUGACAGAACGGGCCGGCUUCAGGAAAAAAGAAAAUCUCCAGCUGCGUGUGGAAUCGUGGAAAAAAAAACCUUGCUCAUCCACAGACGCUAACUGUGGACUUUUAUUUCAACUGAAUCCUCUGCGACUGCGAGUAAAAUCAAAGCAGUAGCAAUUUCCUUCAUUCCACAUUUAAAUGGAGAAGAAGGUUUAAUGUUGAGCCGGUUUAUGGAGAACGCGACCCCCGCUCGGUUCCUCACACAGAUGUUCCUUGCGCCCACGUCUGUCUCCUCAGUUUCCAUUACUUUGAAAAACACUACUGAAAUAAAAAAAACGGCUUUCUUUGAAGUCUAAACAUC